AUGGCUGAUUUAGUUAAUCUGUUUGGUGAAACUUUGAUUAGUAAACUUGAACCUGAUAAUCCUUUGUAUUUACAUGCUAGUGAUUCAACACAUUUAACUAUUGUAAAUAUAAAACUAAAAGGUACUGAGAAUUACACAGUUUGGGCAAAUGCUAUGCUUCUUGCUUUAAGAGUUAAAAAUAAACUAGGUUUUGUAGAUGGUUCUAUUGAUAAGCCUGUUGAUGAUGAAGUACUUGCUGCUCAAUGGGAAAGAUGUAAUUCGGUUGUUUUAACAUGGAUUUUAAAUUCUGUGUCUGAGGAACUAUAUUUGGGUCAAGUUUAUUCAAAAUUAGCUUCUGAAGUGUGGAAAGAUUUAAAGGAGACUUAUGAUAAUAUUGAUGGUUCUGUUGUGUUUAACCUGUAUCAGAAGAUUAAUGGUUUUAAUCAAAAUGGGUUGUCUGUGUCUGAGUAUUAUCAUAAACUGAAUAUUAUGUGGAAACAGUUGGAUCAAAUACUACAGUUGCCUUCCUGUACUUGUAAUGCUUCAACUUCGUUUAAUAACUUCAAUCAAAUGAUAAAACUUAUGCAGUUUUUAAUGGGAUUAGAUAGUGUUUACCAAAGUGUUAGAACUAAUCCGUUGACUAAAGAAAGUCUUCCUACUGUAAAAGAGGCGUUUGCCAUUGUUUCUAGAGAAGAAUCUCAUAGAAACUCUAGUAGUGAUAAGAAAAGUCAAACUGUAGGGUUUGUUUCUAAAAUUAGUCAAUCCGAUUUAACAAAGAGAAUUAAUAAAGUGUCUAAUCAAUCUUUAAAGUGUACUAACUGUAAUAAGUUGGGUCAUACCGUUGAAAAAUGUUUUGAAAUUAUUGGAUAUCCCUCUUGGAUGAAGCCAAGAGGGGGACAAGGAAAGAAGGCAAUUGCUAGUAGUAGUAAUACUGUUAGUGUUGUUAAUGAUACUAGUGGGUCUGGUGUUGCAUCUUUGAGUGCUGAACAAGUGUCUAGGUUAUUGAGUUUGUUAUCUGAUAGAACUUGUGAGACUGCUGGUCAGAGCUGCAAUGUGUCAGGUAGUGUAACUAGUUCUUUUUGUUCCAAUGUAUUUUAUAAACCUGUUUAUAAUUUUGCAACUUUGUUUGAUAACAAAAGGGAUAGUGGGUGGAUAGUUGACUCAGGUGCCAAUCAACAUAUGGUUAAAAGUCAUGAAAUGCUUUCUGAUUUUGUUGAUGUCUCAAAUUUGAAUAUUAAGGUUAAACAUCCAAAUGGAACUGAUGCUUUGGUAACUAAAAUAGGUAGUUUAAAACUUACACAAGGGGUCAUUUUACAAGAUGUUUUUGUUGUACCUGGGUAUUCUAUCAAUCUAAUUUAUAUGCAUAAGCUUGCUAAAGAUAAUAAACUAUAUGUUGGUUUUGAUGAAAAUACUUGUUAUAUUCAGGAUUUGUUAACAAAGAAAAUCCUGGUGACUGGUAGACAGUUAGUGUUGGAAACAAGCGGUCUCAAAGAAUCCCAACAACCCUCCCAAAGCUAA
Helianthus annuus (common sunflower) is the source of this 1497-nucleotide messenger RNA. RefSeq lists its product as uncharacterized. The coding region runs from base 1 to 1497 and encodes 498 amino acids. The record is from RefSeq and is a predicted model, not a curated record. The transcript has a single exon. Lineage: Eukaryota; Viridiplantae; Streptophyta; Magnoliopsida; Asterales; Asteraceae.